This is a messenger RNA of Antechinus flavipes (yellow-footed antechinus), 3851 nucleotides long. RefSeq names its product zinc finger protein 202 (gene ZNF202). NCBI's taxonomy places the organism in Eukaryota, Metazoa, Chordata, Mammalia, Dasyuromorphia, Dasyuridae. Gene Ontology annotation, cellular component: nucleus. The record is from RefSeq and is a predicted model, not a curated record. Gene Ontology annotation, biological process: regulation of transcription by RNA polymerase II. Gene Ontology annotation, molecular function: RNA polymerase II cis-regulatory region sequence-specific DNA binding; DNA-binding transcription factor activity. The coding region runs from base 215 to 2269 and encodes 684 amino acids. The transcript is spliced from 7 exons.
UGCGUCCCCACGUGUUCGGGACCUGUUUGGCCCUGCACUGCCCAGAUCCGGCGCUGCCGCUUGGCUCUGGGGUGGGUGGGAGAGAGCCCGGGGAGGAACCGCCGGAGCUGCCGGAGCCUUCCCUUGGGAGAACUCCCUUCUACAGGUUUCCAGUCAGACCGGGAAAUGGCACGGUGAACUCCAGCUAUACUUAGGUGAGCUCCAAAGCCAGAUAAUGGCCACAGUGCUGGAGCCCGAGGACCAGGAUCUCUGGGAGGAGGAGGGAAUCUUAAUGGUGAAGCUGGAAGAUGAUUCCACUUGGAGGCCCGAUCCGGACGAUGCUGUUCUCGAGACUUCUCAGAAUUUCCGGAGAUUCCGCUACCAAGAGGCGUCAGGGCCCCGGGAGGCCCUGAGCCGGCUCCGGGAGCUUUGCCAUCAGUGGCUGAGGCCGGAAAGGAGGACAAAGGAGCAGAUCCUGGACUUGCUGGUGCUGGAACAGUUUCUGACUGUUCUUCCUGGGGAACUGCAGAGCUGGGUGCGGGGGCAACGGCCAGAAAGUGGCGAAGAGGCUGUGACACUGGUGGAGGGUUUGCAGAAACAGCCCAGGAGACCAAGGCGGUGGGUGAGGAGGGGGAGUCCUGAGCUGUGUGAUUUGGAGGAGGAAAGCUUGAUGGUGACGGUCCAUGUGCAUGGCCAGGAAGUCCUCUCAGAGGAGACAUCAAGUCUGGGAGAAGACCUGGAGUCCCCAGUGGAACGGCCGGAGCCUGCGCACACCCCAUCCCUGGAGGAGUCCCAUGAGGAGUCGCAUGAGGAAGGGCCCCAGAGCCCAGAUCUGAGUGGGGAAGAGCAGAGCCAGUGCCACGAAGAGGAAGCCCAGCCCCUACAGGAGAGCGGCCUUCCUGUCCCCCAGGACCAUGUCCUUCCUGUGGAGGGAAACAAUGGAGACCAGGAGAUGGUUAACCUUCUUACAGCCAUAUCCCAGGGGCUCGCAACUUUUAAGGAUGUGACUCUGUCCUUCUCCCAGGAGCAGUGGGGUGAACUGGAUCCAACACAGAAAGAAUUCUAUGGAGAAUAUGUCUUACAGGAGGAUUGUGGAAUUGUAGUCUCACUAACAUUUCCAAUCCCCAGACUAGAUGAGGUCUCCCAGGUUGAAGAGGAAGAAGAAUCUUGGGUCCCUGAUUUGGAAUAUCCACCAGAUCCUGAAGAAACAGAGAUCCUGAGUUUUACCUAUACAGGUGAUAGGAGUGAGGAUGAGGAAGAGUUUCUUGAACAAGAAGAACUCAAUAUUGAAGACCUGCAAAGAACUAUUUUGGGAAGUCCAGAAAUUCCCCAGAAUAUUGAUUGGGAACUACUCUUUGAGGAUGAGCCAAGUAGCCCUAGUGAAAGAAUGAGUACGAGUUUUUCUCCAACACAUAAUUUCAUGAGCCUUCAAGAAAACUUACAAUUCCAUCCAUUAUUAGGAAGAUCUCAUGAGUGUCCUGUGUGCAGGAAAAACUUCAGUUGCAACUCUCAUCUUAUUAGGCAUCUCAGAACCCAUACAGGAGAGAAGCCUUAUAAAUGUCCUGACUGUGGGAAAAGUUAUACUCGUAGCUCACACCUUGUCAGACAUCAGAAGAUCCACAAGUUACAAGGACCAUUUACAUUUCCUCAUAACAGGGACAGAUUUGAUGAACUCUCUCAGUCAUUCCGACAUGAGAUAAUCCCACAAACUGAGAAACCUUAUAGAUGUGAAACAUGUGGGAAACACUUCCGCUGGACCUCAGACCUUGUCAGGCACCGUAGAACACAUACAGGAGAGAAACCCUUCUUCUGUAGCAUUUGUGGGAAAAGUUUUAGCCAGAAGUCUGUCCUCACAACGCACCAAAGAAUCCACCUGGGAGGUAAACCCUAUUUGUGUGGGGAAUGUGGGGAGGACUUCAGUGACCACAGGCGUUAUCUGGCUCACCGGAAAACCCAUUCAUCUGAGGAGCUCUACCUCUGUAACGAAUGUGGCAAGUGUUUCAGCCACAGCGCAGCAUUCGCCAAGCACCUACGAGGACAUGCAUCCGUGCGAUCCUGCAGGUGCAAUGAGUGUGGGAAAAGCUUUAGCCGGAGGGACCACCUUGUCAGGCACCAGAGGACACACACAGGCGAGAAGCCGUACACCUGCCCCACCUGUGGGAAAAGCUUCGGGAGAGGAUACCACUUGAUCAGGCAUCAGAGGACCCACUCAGAAAAAACUCUCUUACAGGACUCCAGUAUAGAGAGAGAUGCACUCAGAAAAGACUCCCAAGCAGAGGACGAGCUGUGAGAAAAGCCACCCUCUCACCUUGAAACUGGGGCCUCUUAAAGGGAAUCCCACUGGCCAGCCCAGACCUUGCCUCUCCUCCUUCUGCAUUCUCGUGCAAAUCCUCUCAAUCUUCUUUGUUGCAUUGAGGGGACAUUUUUUUCCUACUCUGCUACCCAGUAGGGCUUCUCCACUGAGGGAUUCUGUUUCCACCUCUUUGGGAUAAGUUAGGAGAGUGAGAGAGAGCUAAGGAGAUGUGGUUAAGACACCUUCCCAAGAGAGGCUGUGGUGUCUCUAAAGGUAUUUUGGCUUUCUUGAGUAAAAAGUGACACAAAUUGAGCCACAGGCUUUCUGGGCUUCUGCCUGGCAGUAAACAACCCUGACUAAGAGACAGGAGAUAUAGAGCCCUUUGACUUGGCCACAAAUUCACUGGAUAACCCUGGACAGACAGACCCCAUGUUCUUUCUGUGAUUCACUCACCACAUCUCAAAAAAGAGAACACUGUUGAUGCACUUUCCUUUGAUGGUACAGGGUGGAAUGGCAGAGAAUUCUGUUCUUACCAAACAGCACUCAAGGCUUAUUAAUGGAGGCCCUUUAUGGCUUCUCCCUUCCCACUUGCCAAGGUUGUAGUAAACAGUGCUGAGAUGGGGCUGAGCAGAAGGUCUCCUACCAAAGAUGGGGCCUCUCUUUCUGCUCAGGCUCUCUCUCUUGCUAUUCAUUCACACUCUUAGCUUCCUUCCUGUUCCACCAGGUUCUUCUGGUUCUGUCCCAGGAAAUACUUCUACUACUCAAGGUGAGGCGGGGAAAUAAGUAAGGCAAUUGGGAUUUAAAUUAAAAGAUGUAAUUUUCCCAUCCUUUCUCCUACCCCCUUUCUAGAUUUUAUGGGAAUUCAAGAGUAGUAACAGUUUAGAACGGUAUCAUGAUACUGCUGUCAUCUUGAAGAGAAUGUCAUAAUUCCAUGGGAAAUUCUACCAAGUGAAGAGCUAAGAGUGACCUUGCAAAAUCAAGAAAAAGUUAUCCCAGUCCAUACAAGUUGGAUGAGUUUCCUGCUGACACCUUGCUCUAUCCAUUUCUGCAUAGUAUAUUGUAUCUCAUAUCAGGAAAAGAUUUCAGCCAUUUUCCUCUUUCCUCAACUUCUCUAGCCAGCAUCUGAGAACAAAGAGAUCGUGUUAGGAGUGGUUGAUUUUAAUGCAUUUGUGAGCUUUUUUUCCCUUUUAUUUUGUGUUUAGCUCCAUUCUUGUGUCAGUGACAAAACAAUAGCAAUCUUUCAGUGCUCCCAAGAACCCUUGUUGCCUGAUGAGGGUUACCAUGGAAAUAAGGCAGGUUGCCAUGGCAACUCAGAGACCCAACUUGGUCUGUCUAAUGUGGGUGUGGUAGACAGGAGGAACUUUUUUCCUAUCUUUGGAACACAAAGUCUGGGCAUGAAAGCACAAAGGGGAAAAAGGUCCUUCUAUUCAGUGCCUGACUUACUCUGUCCUACUGUGCCAUCUGGUAGACUCUGUGCCCCAGCUGAUAUGGGUUGGUAAUGCCAGCUUCUCCAUCCAAAUGAAACACCUCUGUACCUGCUUCCCCUUAUAAAAGAACUUCCAUUUCAUUCAUCUCCCAA